Messenger RNA from Nannizzia gypsea CBS 118893, 276 nucleotides. RefSeq lists its product as hypothetical. The transcript is spliced from 2 exons. Bases 1 to 276 code for a protein of 91 amino acids. The record is from RefSeq and is a predicted model, not a curated record. Lineage: Eukaryota; Fungi; Ascomycota; Eurotiomycetes; Onygenales; Arthrodermataceae.
AUGGAUGGCUGGGCACGAGAGCAGCGCGAGGAGAAGCAAAGAAGCAGACGAAGAGCAGGCCGUGUAUUCAUGAUCAUGAUAUUUAUUCCCAUCGUCCGCCCCGUCAGGCGUUUUUGGGCGGUUCGACUGGGUGCCCCAUCGUCACUGAGUCAGUCCCAUCAAGUCCCAUCUGCCCAUCUCCAGCCCAGCGAAGGUUACGGUUACACUUAUGGACCCACAGCGGGUAGAUCCGCUGGAUUCGUCAUCAAUAUUGUCACUGCUGGAGCCGGCGUUUAA